Mizuhopecten yessoensis (Yesso scallop) is the source of this 6184-nucleotide messenger RNA. RefSeq names its product major facilitator superfamily domain-containing protein 6-like protein B. The record is from RefSeq and is a predicted model, not a curated record. Bases 217 to 2118 code for a protein of 633 amino acids. Gene Ontology annotation, cellular component: membrane. NCBI's taxonomy places the organism in Eukaryota, Metazoa, Mollusca, Bivalvia, Pectinida, Pectinidae. The transcript has 2 exons.
UGUUAAAAAUAUGUAUAUAUAUAUUAUUGAAAUUUGCGAUGAAAUGUUUCAACAAUCUUGGCGACACGUUGACAAUUACGACACCACAGGCAGUGACAGACCCGUCCGUACUGUAUGGCAAGGAGAUAAAAUACUUAACGGUUACCUAAACAUGCAUGAUAAAAAUGUAAACAUGACGUCAUCAGAAACUGUGUAAGAUUUUCAAAACAUAAAAGCAUGGAUCCUCCGGAGCCUGUAAACCUCAACAGGGCCAUCCUGCUCUGUAAUCUGUACAACUUCUUUUUCGCAGCUAGUAAAGCAUGUUUGUUUCCAUUUUUCUCCCUGUACUUGAGACUCUUGGGCCUGACAGCAACCCAGACUGGAGUUAUCAUAAGCCUUAAAACCCUGGUGGCAUUCAUAUUUGCACCACUGUGGACUAAGUGUGCUGUUCAGUGCCGCAAAAGGAGACUUGUGUUUACAUUUUCCAUUUUUAUGAUGGCAGUCACAUACUUAUCAUUAACAUUAGUUCCCAACCAGAAUCAUGCAGCAUUGUCCCAAUGUGUACCCGCAUACAGACAAACUUCUCAAAACCAAUCUAAGUUUCAAAGCACUGCUGAAAUACUUACCAUUUUAAAUCAUAAUGAGAGUCGUGUGUCUCCACAAGAGGUUACACAGACAGACCACAAUAACACCAGUGAUGAACACCUGAACAAUAAAAGUAGUGUAACCCCAACUUCCAUUCAGAUAUCUUCCCAGAAGCCAACUGAAACACUCACAGAUGAUCUGGAAGACAAAAAAAUUGAAAUAUCAAAAGAAAUCCUCAUGUAUUUAGGACUCAAACAGGAGGAAGUGCAACAGAUGAACAAACAAGAUAUUUAUGAAGUAUUCAAUGAAAUGAUGACUACAGAAGAUAUGCGGGGUCUGGUUGAGAAUAAGCUUGAUGCAGAGACUGUGAAAUUUGUGUGGAAAGUGAUAGAUGAAAGUAGGCCUAGGGGCAAGGCUGACAAAUCAUCAGAUUCAAAAGUUCGUAGGAAGCGAGACAUCAACAUUACAUCACUUCUCGCCAGCUUGAAAACAGGUUUGCAUGAUUUGAGACAGCGUGUAAAGGACAGCAGUCAUGAUUACACUUUUGUGGUUGUCACCAUUAUCCUCUUGAUAGGGGAGCUAUUUGCAUGCCCCGUAGAAAAGCUAGCUGAUGAUUUCUGGUUUGACUAUUUGGAGAAAAUAGAUGAACUUGAAAAAUAUGGAAAACAUCGUAUAUGGUGUUCUCUGGCCUACAUGUCCUUUCCACUGAUUGUUACUCUGGUAGUGAGUAAAACCGACUGUCUUUUUGGCAUGAAUAUGCCUCCAUUCAUGCUGCAUUUCUAUGUAUUUGGAUCUUUGCUGGGAUUGACAUUUUUACUUGGCUUCUUCUUUCCAAUAUCAGCGGAUGCAAAGGCAAAGUACAAGAGCAAGCUACGGCGUGGGUUGGGUACCACCUGUUGCAAAUGUGUUGGUCUGCUGUACGUCUUCACCCUACUGUUGGUUGGCAUGAUCUAUGCAGCAUACUACAAUUUUCUCUUCUGGAUGAUCCAGGACCUUAAUGGUCCGGAGUCUGUGAUGGGAUUAUGCAUCACUAUUUCUACUCUGGUCGAGAUUCCAAUGCUUUUUUUCAGCAAAGAGAUAAUCCAGCGUCUUGGCCAUGGUGGGGUUGCAAGCUUGUCAUUGUUGAUGUUAUCAGGACGCACGCUGUACUAUUCCUUCCUCUGGACACCCUGGGCUGUGCUUCCUGCAGAAAUGCUUCAUGCCCUAACACAUACUGCUCUGUGGUAUGCAGUGUUCAACAACCCAUCAUUCAACAUUAAUCCUAUGGCAGACAGAAGCAUUCGCUCUAUUCUAUCAUCAAUAUACUUUGGACUUGGGUUUGCAUCAGGAAGUAUUGCAUCAGGUCUUAUCUAUGACUCAUAUGGGUCUGAAAUUCUCUAUAUAGUCUGUUCAGUGGCAGCAAUUAUAUGGUGUCCUGUGUUUUUCGUAUUGCAAAAAUGUUGUCAGCCACCGGCUGAGUCUGAGAUAAAGUAUACUCGGCUACUGCAAUCAGAGGACUUGUCAGAUGAUGAGAUCCCUGAUGACUGGCUAGAAAAGGCUCUCAAAGAUAGGUGAAUAAGCACUAGUUUUAUGUGGAGAGCUUUUAAUCAGACAGCUGGAUACAUAUACACUGCGUAUGGUAUUUUUGGAUAACCUUUCUAUAAUGCUUACAACUGGGUGUAUACAAUUUUGUGGCAGUUUAUUGGCCUUGACAAGCUAUUUUUUUUACAAACUUUAAUUUCAUUCAAUAUUCUUUUCUAAAGUUUAAAAAAAAAAUGAGAUAAUAUAUUUUACCAAUUUUAGGCUAUAUCAUUAUACUAGUAGGUAAUACUUUCCUUAGGUUUUUUUAUCAAAGACUAUAAAAACCUACACAAAAAUGUUGUGCUGUACAGUACAAGGGUAAUAAAAUGCCAAAAGUGAAUAGACCAAAGUCGAUAUCUAUCGAUAUAUUUUUGUGUAUUUUGAACUGUUCAUGUCUUUCCUGAAAAAAUAUCUCUGAAUUUAUUAUGUCAAUGUACUAAGUUUUUUACAUUACAACUUAUACCUCUGACUGAUAUGAGGAGAUGCACCUUUUUUUUAUUAUUAUUAUUACAAAAUUGAAUUUCUCUAAAUAGAUGUACAUGUUCCUGCUUAAAUUUUGUGAGAGUUAACUUUCAGGAAAUCAAAUCAAUAUGAAUAUGAUAUGAAGCUACAACUUUAAUUUAUAUCAUGUAAUUAAAACUGUAAUGUAAUGAUUAGCAUAAUGUAGAUAACAGGUCAUUUUUACAGAUCUCUGAAGUAGUUCUGGUGUAAAGGCCUAUACAGACUAUAACACCUUCAUGUCUGGAGGUUGUCCACUGAUAUAGACAUACUGAAUUUAAAUAAAAAGGACAGGAGCAUAAUUUCUGAUUGUUGAAACAUAAACAUGUACAGCUUAUAAGGUUAAGGCUGAGUUAAAUGUUCCUUCUCGCAUUAUUUGCUUUUAUUAUAUUGACAAUUUAUAUGCAAUUGAUUUUGAUUGCACAACUUGAAAUCCAUUUACACUGUAUCAUUGACUUUUACAAUUCAAGAAAUCCAUAUUUCAAAGACACAUAUUAUUCUUUAUUUGUGAAUAUAUAAUGAGACAUCUCAUGCUAUUGUUGUUUGUCGAUAAGGCCUACUCCUUAACCUCUUGGUAUUAGAAUAAUAAUGAUUUUGUCCAGAAAAUCUAUAUACAUAACUUCAUAUAUAUGGUUGGACAUAUUUCAACUAUGACUAAACCUUUAUUUAUUUACGAAGUUAGUUUUAAGCCCACUAUCAUCAGAUGUGGGCUAUUCAAAUCACCCUGUGUCCAUGGUCUGUCUGUCCGUCUGUACACAAUGUUUGUUAGCGCUAUUUCUAAGAAAGUUCUGGAGGGAUCUUUCUCAAAUUUCACAUGAAUAUUCCCCAUGAUCCCUUGUUAUGCAUACUGUUUUUUCGGACUGAUCACAAAACCAAGUUCCUAGUUCCGCAUUUUGAGUUUUGGGGAUGAUUGGAAAACCAAGAUGGCUGGCAGGUGGUCGUAUUGAAUUUGGGAGUAACAGUUUUUUAGCCCUAUUUAGGCUAUUGCUCAAAACGAAUUGGAAGGAUCUUCCUCAAAUUUCACAUAAGCGUUCCUCUUGUUCUUAGUUAUGCAUAUUAAAUCAUAUUGGCCGCCCAUCUUGUUACAGUUUAAGUUUGUUAUCGCUAUUUCUCAGAAUUUACUAGAGGAAUUUUUCUCAAACUUGAUAUGUAGGUUCCCCUUGGUCAUGAGUUGUGCAUGUUAACUUUUGAGGUUGAUCAAAAAGAUUGAUUAAGAGUAAAGAAGAGAAAAGAUCGAACUGACAAAGAACUUAUUAAGAUGGUACAAUGGUGGGCACAAAGAUCCCUCUCGGAUCUCUUGUUGAAGGUUAUGUUUAAGACCCAGCAAUAGAUUCAAGCUGAUUUCAAGGGGAAACUCCAAAAUGAUCUCUGAGUGAUAAUGAAGCAUGGGUUAAAAUAGCUGUCCAAAAUUGAAUUUCAUCUUUAACUCCGGAAACUAUUUAGAUAUAGAUAUUGUUAUGUUUAUCCAUACGUAAUUGCCAAAAUCUUACAAGCAAAUGUAGGUGUUUGCCAUUCAAGGCAGGGCUUAAGUUAUUGGGUGAACAGUUAAAUUGGGAAAAAAAAUGAAAAUUUUCAUUGAAAGAUGUAUGUUCUUAGCGCCAUGUAACUUUUUUCCUGUGGCUUGUUGCAAUUUGAUAUAGUGAUAUCAACUUGUCACAUUGUUUUUGUAUGUUUUGGUUAUGGAAAAGCCAGAUGUUUUAAAAUUUGCAUAAUUUUAUGGCUGGUCAUCUUCUAUACUGGUAUGAUAAAUAUGUAUAUUUUCCACUUGUGUAUAUAAAUGCACACAUGUUUGCUAUUAUUAAUGCUUUAUAAUUUGUUCAGAAAUACCUAUAUAUUUUGUUUUUCGAUGGAAGGUAUAUAGAAUAUGUGUCCUUAUGUACAAGGAUACAUUGUGUCAGAAUCAGUAAAUGAGGAUAUUUACCAGCACUCAUGCUUUAAAAACAUCUAACAGAAUAUGUAAAACAUUUUAAAAUAUUUUAUGAUAAUGUUUGAAUUAUGCAUUCCAUUCUAAUUACAAAAUGCAAUGUUACUACUAACCAGAUAUAGGAACCAGGUAAGUUUUGUUAAAAGGUCUUUUGAAUGGGGAGCGGAGACUGUCAUAUAAUGCAUGAUUUUUUUUGAGUAAACAAGCACUGUGCCUUCACUUUCACCAAUUUUAUAUCAUAGACAUUGAAGUAAAUGUCGUAGAUGUUGUGAGAUAUAUUUGUACAAUUUUCAGUGAUUAUAUUUACACUUGGUUAUCUCUGGUUGUGUCAGAAUUAUUGAUAAGCAUAUUUUUCUCAUCGACUGUGAUGCACGUGGUUGUGAAUAAGCGUUAAACACUCGUUAUUGUAAGAUGAACUACACACAUACAUUUCACUCCAGAUCUGCUUACUUUACGAUACAUGCUUUCUGUUAUAUUGUAAAAUGAUAUUUGAUACAUGUAAAAUGUCCCUAUGAUUUGCUAACAUAUGAAAAUCAACCGAUCACACUAACAAAACUAAUAAAAAUGGCAUUCCUCAAUUACAUAGUAGUUUAUGGUAGAAGAAAACCAACAGGCCUAAAAUACAAUCGAUUAUUUGCCUUAAUCUGACCAACCCAGAAAAAUGCCCCUAUGCAAAAAAAAAAUCAAUUGAAAUUACAUAUUUUUAAUUUUCUUAUUCCUUUUAUUCUUGAAAUUAAGUGAUGCAUUUUUUUUUAAAUUUUACAUCUGGCAGUGUACAUUAUCAACCUCUAAGCCAGUCAAUUUCACUGUUGUGCUUUGACGUGAUUUUUUUAUGUACAUCAGAGGAUCAAACUAGUCACCCUGAAUCCUUCAAUUUUGUUGUGACAUGUACGUAUUCCAGGAGUGCAGAGAAAAUAAGUGGGUAUAACCACUGGAAUAUCGAGAAUGCCUAUUUAUCUACCCAAACAUUUUAUUCCGGAGUCAGGUUGAGGCAAGUAAACAUUUUAUUGAUACUAUUUCCUGUUGGUGUGAAUUGAGAAUGACUUAAUACAAUGAGUUGGGGAUGUAUGGCAGUCUUGUUACAUUUGAUACAUUUCAGAAACCUGUCAUUCCAGUUUUAAGCUGUACCAGGCUGUUAUAGAUGUUUAUCUGUACCAGGCUGUUAUAGAGGUUUAUCUGUACCAGGCUGUUAUAGAUGUUUAUCUGGACCAGGCUGUUAUAGAUGUUUAGCUGUACCAGGUUGUUAUAGAUGUUUAGCUGUCCCAGGCUGUUAUAGAUGUUUAGCUGUACCAGGUUGUUAUAGAUGUUUAUCUGUACCAGGCUUUUAUAGAUGUUUAGCUGUACCAGGCUGUUAUAGAUUUUUAGCUGUACCAGGCAAUGUUAUAUAUAUAGAUGUUUAGCUGUACCAGACUGUUAUAGAUGUCUAGCUGUACCAGGCUGUUAUAGAUGUUUAGCUGUACCCGGCUGUUAUAGAUGUUUAGCUGUACCAGGCUGUUGUAGAUGUUUAGCUGUACCAGGCUGUUAUAGAUGUUUAUCUGUACCGGGCUGUUAUAGAUGUUUAUCUGUACCAGGCUGGUAUAGAUGUUUAGCUGUACCAGGCUGUUAUAGAUUUUUAGCUGUACCAGGCAAUGUUAUAUA